AUGUACAACCGUGUUCCACCUAACUCCCAAGCAAUCCACCAGAAAACACAUAUAUACAAACCCAACGAUUGUUAUCAAAAUUCGGAAGCUUUUCCAAUCUAUUCAGUUGGAACUUGAGCUAACGUUCAGUGCGGCGCCGCCUGUUCUAAGUUCUAACCGAACUGAAUCAAACUAGUUCUUCCCAAGCAUAAGCAAAGCAAGCACCUUAAGUAUCAGUGUUUCUUUGUUAGCUUUAAGCCUCAACUCAGUCAGCUAGCUGUACGAGGAACAAUAUUAUCAAUGGCGUCCGACCCCGAGCGACCGGCGCACUCUUCCCGCCGAGAGGUUCAGAAUUCAGACUAUGUCCAGAUGCCACUUCUUAAUGGGGGCCAAUAUUCAGACAACUAUUCUGUUCUUGCCGCAGUGCUCCCGUUUUUAUUCCCAGCUCUUGGAGGAUUACUGUAUGGCUAUGAUAUCGGUGCCACAUCUUGUGCAACAAUAUCCGUAGAGUCGGCCACAUUAAGUGGAACAUCAUGGUACGAUUUGUCGUCUGUGGAAAUUGGUCUUAUAACCAGUGGCUCACUAUAUGGUGCCUUGAUUGGCUCUUUGCUGGCCUUUAACAUUGCUGACUUCUUAGGAAGGAGGUGGGAGCUGAUUUCGUCCGCUUCAGUAUACCUUAUUGGAGCUAUAGUAACAGCACUAGCACCUGACUUGCCUGUUAUGGUGAUUGGGCGUGUAGUAUUUGGUAUAGGAAUUGGACUGGCAAUGCAUGCUGCUCCCAUGUAUAUUGCUGAGACAGCUCCAACUCAGAUACGAGGUCGACUAAUAUCACUCAAAGAGUUCUUUAUAGUACUUGGAAUGGUUGCUGGUUAUGGAAUUGGUAGUCUUUUAGUCAGCAUAGUUGGUGGCUGGCGGUAUAUGUAUGGAGCUAGUGUCCCCCUGGCAGUAAUUAUGGGAAUCGGAAUGUGGUGGCUACCAGAGUCACCUAGAUGGAUCCUCCUACGCGCCAUUCAAGGAAAAGGGAAUAUGAAUGAUUUGAAAGAUUCUGCAAUCAGGUGCUUGUUCCGGCUUAGGGGUACAAUUAUUGGCGAUUCAGCUCCUGCACUAGUAGAUGAGAUGCUGGAUGAGCUUUCUUAUGUUGGUGAAGAGAAAGAAGCUACAUUCUUCGAGAUGUUUCGUGGAAAAUGCAAGAAAGCCCUCGUGAUCGGUGCAGGACUAGUAUUGUUCCAACAGAUAACAGGGCAACCAAGUGUAUUGUAUUACGCCGCAUCAAUUUUUCAGAGUGCAGGAUUCUCGGAAGCUUCUGAUGCAACACGGGUUUCAAUUGUACUUGGGUUAUUCAAGUUGGUAAUGACUGGAGUAGCUGUGCUUGUUGUUGAUAGACUUGGGAGGCGACCUCUACUACUUACAGGUGUUUCUGGGAUGGCCAUCUCUUUAUUCCUCUUGGGAUCAUAUUACCUUUUCUUUGAUGAUACACCAGCCGUAGCUGUGGUUGCUCUGUUGGCAUAUGUUGGGUGUUAUCAGUUCUCCUUUGGUCCCAUUGGUUGGCUCAUGAUAUCAGAAAUUUUUCCCUUGAGAUUAAGAGGGCGCGGACUUAGCAUAGCCGUGCUUGUGAACUUUGCUUCAAAUGCGUUGGUGACAUUUUCAUUUUCCCCUCUAGAGGCGUGGCUGGGAGCUGGAAUAUUGUUUUAUGUAUUUGGAGGAAUUGCUGUGGCAUCUCUUGUUUUCAUUUUCUUCAUUGUUCCAGAGACAAAAGGGCUUACACUUGAGGAAAUCGAGACCAAAUGCAUUUAGGAAAUCGAGACAAAUCAAAACAAUUGUAUGGUUUCAUGUACGCAUGGAUAUACAUUUUCUCAUAUCCAGUAGUGUACGACUUUUACGGUGUUGUAUACUAGUAGAGUAUCUCCUGUUGGAAACUUGGAAUACCAAUAUCUUCAUUGGAUCAUGUAUCUUGUUUCACUAAAAUAUCAUGUGUAUUCUUUAGUAUUGAGGAAAUAAACAUUUGGCCACAUACAACUAUGCA
Molecule: messenger RNA, 2002 nt
Organism: Argentina anserina (silverweed cinquefoil)
Lineage: Eukaryota; Viridiplantae; Streptophyta; Magnoliopsida; Rosales; Rosaceae
Product: D-xylose-proton symporter-like 2
Exons: 14
Coding region: 280-1773 (497 amino acids)
Biological process (GO): D-glucose transmembrane transport
Cellular component (GO): membrane
Molecular function (GO): symporter activity
Source: RefSeq, a predicted model, not a curated record